ACUUGAUUGGCGGUCGUGCCGGCCAGUGAGACCAGGGCGUAGGCGGGGCGCGGCUCGGAGCGCGAAACAUGGCGGGGCAGGACGCUGGCUUCGGCCGCGGCGGCGACGACUACUCAGAGGACGAGGGCGACAGCAGCGUGUUCAGGGCGGCUGUGGAGGUGUUCGGGAAGUUGAAGGACCUAAACUGCCCCUUCCUUGAGGGUCUGUAUAUCACAGAGCCAAAGACAAUUCAGGAACUGCUGUGCAGCCCCUCAAAGUACCGCUUGGAGAUCCUAGAGUGGAUGUGUACCCGGGUCUGGCCCUCACUGCAGGACAGGUUCAGCUCACUGAAAGGGGUCCCAACAGAGGUGAAGAUCCAAGAAAUGACGAAGCUGGGCCAUGAGCUGAUGCUGUGUGCGCCAGAUGACCAGGAACUCCUCAAGGGCUGUGCCUGCGCCCAGAAGCAGCUGCACUUCAUGGACCAGCUGCUUGAUGCCAUCCGGAACCUGACCGUUGGGUGCUCCAGUUGCUCGAGCCUGAUGGAGCACUUUGAGGACACCAGGGAGAAGAACGAGGCCUUGCUGGGGGAGCUCUUCUCCAGCCCCCACCUGCAGAUGCUCCUGAAUCCAGAGUGCGACCCAUGGCCCCUGGACAUGCAGUCCCUCCUCAACAAGCAGAGUGAUGACUGGCAGUGGGCCAGUGCCUCUGCCAAGUCCGAGGAGGAGGAGAAGCUGGCGGACCUGGCCAGGCAGCUGCAGGAGAGUGCUGCCAAGUUGCAUGCGCUUAGAACGGAGUACUUUGCACAACACAAGCAAGGGGCUGCUGCGGGCGCAGCCGACGUGAGCACCCUAGACCAGAAGCUGCGUCUGGUCACCUCCGACUUCCACCAGCUAAUCUUGGCUUUCCUCCAAGUCUAUGACGAUGAGCUGGGCGAGUGCUGCCAGCGCCCAGGCCCUGACCUUCACCCGUGCGGCCCCAUCAUCCAGGCCACACACCAGAAUCUGACUUCCUACAGCCAACUGCUGCAAGUGGUCGUGGCAGUUGCUGACACCUCUGCGAAAACCGUGGAGACGGUGAAGAAGCAGCAAGGCGAGCAGAUCUGCUGGGGCGGCAGCAGCUCCGUCCUGAGUCUAGCUACCAAGAUGAAUGAACUAAUGGAGAAAUACAAAGUCUUCAGUGAUGGCCACGCAAAAGCACAGGAUAGUGGGGGCAGGAAGCCCUUUCCCAAGAUCGAGUUGGCCGAGGAUGGAUGAUUGUGGCAGCAGAAGCCGUUGCAGCCCCACGUUGUGCUCUAGGCAGGGACCUUUGGCCCCUUUGGGGACAGAGAGACAAGAUGGGUGGUUUGAUUUGGACACAAAGAAAGCCUCGGUUUUUAAGCA
This is a messenger RNA of Chlorocebus sabaeus (green monkey), 1358 nucleotides long. RefSeq names its product HAUS augmin like complex subunit 7 (gene HAUS7). Gene Ontology annotation, biological process: microtubule organizing center organization; spindle assembly. NCBI's taxonomy places the organism in Eukaryota, Metazoa, Chordata, Mammalia, Primates, Cercopithecidae. Gene Ontology annotation, molecular function: microtubule minus-end binding. The record is from RefSeq and is a predicted model, not a curated record. Gene Ontology annotation, cellular component: HAUS complex.